AUGACAGAAAACACCGGCAAAGGGCAAGGUAUUUCAACCGUCAUUGAGAAGGCAGAGACUUCCCUUGGAAUCCCUAGUCCUAGUGAAAUUUCUGCUGAAAAGUAUGCAGCAGGUAUUCUGGAGGCUUGUCUUGAUCAAACAGAAACCUUCUCUCAUGUUUUACGAGAGGCGAAGGAGAAAGAAGAGUUAUGGACCUCCGAUGAGGUUACCAUGGAAACAGAGAAGAAAACUCAUUAUGGGCUACUCUUUGAUGAAUUUCAAGGCCUUUCACAUCUAGAAGCUCUGGAGAUGCUUUCCCGAGAAAGUGAAAUAAAGGUGAAAUCUAUCCUUAAUUCUCUGAGUGGAGAAGAAUUAGAGACUCUAAAGCUUGAAUUACAGCAACUCAAAGAAGCAUUUUCCCUAGCAGAGUUUUGUGAAGAAGAGGAAGAAGAGAAAAAAGGGGAUGAAGAUUUUACCAAAGAGAUAACAGAGCUGUUUUCCCAGCUGCACGUCUCCUCCACACCAGAGAAACUUGCCAAGGCAGCAAAUACUGCCCAUGAAUGGAUCAGGACAUCUCUGACCAAGCCAUUAGCAGAGCAAGAAGAAGGAGAAAAACAGUUGGAAGCAGAAAAUAAUGAGCAAGUCAAUAAAAAUUCAAUAGAGGAUAUCCAUGCAUUUGCAAUCCGGAGCCUUGCAGAACUGACCGCCUGCUCAAUUGAAUUGUUCCACAAAACAGCGGCCUUGGUUCUACAUGGCAGGAAGCAGGAAGUGACGGCCAUAGAAAGGAGCCGAACUCUUUCCCAGCUUGGUUUUUUAGGGGAUGAAGAUUUUACCAAAGAGAUAACAGAGCUGUUUUCCCAGCUGCACGUCUCCUCCACACCAGAGAAACUUGCCAAGGUCAAAGAAAAGGCAGAUGUCCUUAACCCAUUAAUCACUGCGGUAUUUCUAGAGGCAUCAAACAGUGCCUCCUAUAUCCAGGAUGCCUUUCAGCUACUCUUACCUGUGCUAGAAAUCUCUCUCAUUGAGAACAAGACUGAAUCACCCAGACGUGAGCUGCAGAGCCAGAAG
Propithecus coquereli (Coquerel's sifaka) is the source of this 1047-nucleotide messenger RNA. It is a transcript of the gene FAM114A2, whose product is annotated as family with sequence similarity 114, member A2. The annotation marks the transcript as partial. The transcript has 11 exons. The record is from RefSeq and is a predicted model, not a curated record. Lineage: Eukaryota; Metazoa; Chordata; Mammalia; Primates; Indriidae.